Molecule: messenger RNA, 3830 nt
Organism: Tachysurus vachellii
Lineage: Eukaryota; Metazoa; Chordata; Actinopteri; Siluriformes; Bagridae
Gene: il12rb2l
Product: interleukin 12 receptor, beta 2a, like
Exons: 15
Coding region: 198-2615 (805 amino acids)
Biological process (GO): cytokine-mediated signaling pathway
Cellular component (GO): signaling receptor complex; external side of plasma membrane
Molecular function (GO): cytokine binding; cytokine receptor activity
Source: RefSeq, a predicted model, not a curated record
AAACUUUUUUUUUUUUUUUUUUUUUUUUAAACCUGUAUAGCGACUGUUCUUUUCAGGUACAACGAGAAUGUAAUUUCCAAAAGAAUGUGGUUUUGAUAAAUAAGUGAACUUUUAGCAGUUGAGUGUUGGGUUUAAUGUUAAACUCAGAAUGAGUUCAGGACUAAUAGAGUGAUGGAGUAACAGUAGUGCUGGGAGUGAUGAUGGCAGUGUGGAGUAACGGAGCCCUAAUGUUACACCUCAUUACACUACACAUCACCUUGCUCUCUUCUCAAGCAUCAUUUGGAGCAGACGUCAAGUGCUGGUGGCGAAGAGUUUCAUAUAAUAAACCCGUUGCAUCUGUUGAGUGUCAAGCAAAUCCUCAGGAAUCUACGCUGGAGUGUAACUUGUGUCUCCAGCAUGUGCUUUCCUUUAAACCAGCAAUACACUUGUCACAGACUGGGUGCAGCCGCACGAGUGCGAGCUUCAGUGCACUUCUGGAGUCCCAUCAUAUGCAGAACACAACCUGCACGCUGCUCUGUCCAGGAAACACAGCAAGACAAACAACUUUGUCCUGUAUUGUACAAGAAGGCUAUCCUCCUCCCUCCUGCUUAGUUCCGUCUCAUGAUGAUAUAAAGAAUAUCCAUUGUAACUGGACAGGGUCACUUAACCCAUUAAUCCCUACCAACUUCACCCUGCACUGGAAGGAGAUUGCUGGAAAUAGGUACAAUGGCUUUAAAGAUGUAGGGGAGAGUGACAGUGGCAUUAUUCCACGCGAACAAUACCCAUCUCACGAAUACAUUGAAGUGUGGAUUUCUGCAGUAAAUGCAUUAGGAAAACUUAAUUCAGAAAUUCUCUUAAUCAACACACAACAUAUCAUCCAGCCAGCCUCUCCUUUCAUCAUCAAUCACAGUUCUGAUCCCUUGGAGAUUUUUUGGGAAUCAGAAGCAGAAAACAUCGGACAAUGGCAUUGUAAGGUCCAGUACAAGAAGCAGUGUGACCAGGACUGGACGGAGGUUGAAGACUCUUAUGAGGUGAGCUUUAUAUUGGAAGAUGCUGCACCAUUCACAAAAUACAGGUUCCGUGUUCGCUGUAGGCGUGCUUCUGAUGAGAGAUCAGUGAUGAGUGACUGGAGCCCAGAAUACAUUGCUGAAACUCCUGUGGCAGCUCCAAUGGGAAUGCUUGAUGUUUGGAGUGACUGUGAUUCUUCUUCAGAUGAAUCCAGCUGCACCGUCCUUUGGAAGGAGAUGCCCAAGCAGCAGGCAAGAGGCAACAUCAACAGCUAUUUGCUGACCAUGAAGCUGAGCAACGGCUCUGUGUUGAACAUAAACGGAUCAGUGUACGCGUCCGCAGAGAUUUACACGCGAUGUGAGCAGGGCAUGACUAGAAAAGAACCACCAAAUUUGGUUUCACAUGCUCAGCAAAGCUAUCUGAGGUGUCCUCAGGAGCAAAGCUGUUUUCACUACUGCCAUCUCAGCAUUCCAGUUAAGGAAGUGAAGUGCAUUGGAGUGACCGUUAACACAGCAGGGGGCGAGUCGAGUCCAGCAGUCGUGGCAUUACCCAGCACUGUAGGUCUGGUUCAUACAGCCGGGACAUUGGAGGUCAGAGGGAGGAGUGAGGAGCUAAAUGUAUCGUGGCCUUUGUUCUCUCACGACAUUCAGGAAUAUGUGGUACAGCUUAAACCAGUAGGACUACCUCACACCCAAUGCCUGAACUGGGUCAAGGUUCACAAAAACCAGACAUUUGUUACACUCAGGGGUCCUUUGCCAGAUUACACAGCUUACAACGUAUCUCUGUUUGCUAUUGUCAACAACCGCAGCUGUUUACUCAAGUCUGCCAUUGCCUACACUGUUGAAGGAGUGCCUCCAAAAGUCGAACAUUUCCAAGCUAUAUCUACCUCUCUGUUAAGUGUAAACCUGACAUGGACACUCAUUCCACAUAAUAUGAGCCGAGGACAUAUCUUGCAUUACCUUGUGGGCAUCAGUAAUGAUGUAGAUGUGUACAAAGUGAACAGCAAUCAGAGCAGUCUUCAGCUCCAUAAUUUGAAACCUGAUCAGAAGUAUGAAGUGUGGAUCAGCGCUAACACUACUGCUGGAGAGGGAAAUAGGACAUAUACCAUUUUCACCACUGCUCAAUCUGGAAACAUAACCAGCAUCACUAUGAUCACAAUUUUUCUAAUCAUGGUCAUAAUUGUUGCAGUUGUGUGUUGUUUAAUGGCCAAGAAAAUCAAAUGGAUCAACAUUCCGGACCCCAUCAACAGCAGCUCAUUUAAAGAGCUGAGCAAUCAGUUACCGUUCUGGCAGUCAUUGCCUGUUCGUUCAGCCUCCAUGGAGCAUGGGCUAACCAUCUCUCAGGUGGAGGUAGUUCCUGAGGUAGAAGUUAAUCAUGAACCUGAGGUGGAGCAGCCAGAGGAGCCCAGAGAACACGACCAGAGCAGAGGAAAAGAGUUGCAAGGAUACGAGGAGUUAAAGCGGAACAACUCCGUGCUACGUCGUCAGAAAGAAUACAGCCAAAUGAUUGACAGCAGUGAUGAGGAGGGUAAAGAAUGUGAAGAAGAUGAGUGGAAUGAGGAGUGGAAUGAGGAGACAUUUCCUUCCGACUAUGAGAAACAUUUUUUGCCCUGCAUUAUGGGUGUAUGAUUCUUCAUUUGUGCCUUUAAGAAAUUAUUAUGAUUAUGGCUUGUCACAACUUUUUGCUGUAUAUUAUAAUGUGUGUUAUGGAUGCAUAUUUGGGUCAUCUUAAACAAAUGCAAUGCAAAAUGUUGUGUGACAAGCAUCAGGAUAACUGACUCAGGUGUCAUUAAUGUGCCAUUUUGGUUACAUAACCUCAUCUAUAUUGACUGACUAUGUAUUGGAAGACAUUGUGCAUAGACCCAUCGCUUUUUGCACGUUUUCCAGAAAUACCCACUCAUUGGUAAGACUUCAUGUGGUUUUAAAUCACAUAAUAGAUGUCUGUGAAUUUGUUAAAUAUUGGUUUAGGAGUUCUACAUGGACAUCUCUGUGACAAGCCAGCUAGGGGAUAAAAAAUAAACUGGCCUGUUCCUAAUAAUUUGGCUUGUCCCUAAUAUUCUGGCCUGUUCCUAAUAUUCUGGAGUUGGAGUGGGACAAUAUGUGCUACGUCGUCAGAUGAUUGACAUGAUUGACAGCAGUGAUGAGGACGGUAAAGAAUGUGAAGAAGAGGAGUGGAAUGAGGAGCCGUUUCUUUCCGACUAUCAGAAACAUUUUUUGCCCUGCAUUAUGAGUGUAUGAUUCUUCAUUUGUGCCUGGAAGAGAUUAUUGUGAUUAUGGCUUGUCACAGCUUAAACAUCUUAAACAAUCGCAAUGCAAAAAUGUUGUGUGACAGGACAACUGACUGAGGUGUCAUUAAUGUGCUAUUUUGGUUACAUAAGCUCAUCUACAUUGACUGACUGUAUGUAUUGGAAGACAUUGUGCAUAGACCUAUCACUUUUUGCACAAAAAUUUGCAGGUUUUCCAGAAAUACCCACUCAUUGGUAAGACUUCAUGUGGUUUUAAAUCACAUAAUCACAGUGCUACAUGGACAUCUCUGUGACAAACCAGCAAGGGGAUGUACAAAGUAACUCUUCAGCUUAGAUUCUCAUCCUCCUUCUGCAAAGACUGAAUCUUACUGCAAAUGAAAAUCAUGACUUGAAUAUUUUUCAUGUGCAAUUUGUGAUUGAAAGUUUUUGCAGUAAUUUAAUUAUACUGUGUUUUAUAAUUUGCAUUUUGCAACUUUUUUAUUUUAAACAAAUUUAUAAUUUUCUCAAUGAACUAUUUUUGUUAAAGAUUAUGUUUAUACUUGAUAAUACUUGAAGCAUAAUGAGCCUUUAGGAAUUCUUAAUAAAAAUGACAAGAAUA